Hermetia illucens (black soldier fly) is the source of this 2126-nucleotide messenger RNA. Its product is annotated as serine/threonine-protein kinase 40-like. Bases 132 to 2006 code for a protein of 624 amino acids. Gene Ontology annotation, biological process: protein phosphorylation. NCBI's taxonomy places the organism in Eukaryota, Metazoa, Arthropoda, Insecta, Diptera, Stratiomyidae. The record is from RefSeq and is a predicted model, not a curated record. The transcript has 8 exons. Gene Ontology annotation, molecular function: protein kinase activity; ATP binding.
CUUGUGAACGGUGCUUCAUUACAUCUGUGGAAUGAUUAGUUCUUUGUCAAUGUUUAGCGGUUUAUUUGAUUUAAGUUGGCUUCUAAUUAGAACACUAUCAUCGUAAAUGUUGUAAACUCUUCCUUAAAGCUAUGGAUAUCAGCAGCAGUGAUUCAGAAUGCAAUGAACCUUCACCAUUAAGGAAGCGACGAAAGUUAAACAACGAUCGCCAGCGUCUACAUCCACGAAGUGCAGCACCUUCCGCUAUCAGAGCUCCUCCUGCUGGUCUACCUGUAGACCGUAGAAAAUUACGCAGAGCGGGUCGCUACAUAAUUGGACCCGAAGUGGUUGGGGUCGUGCCAGUAAAAUGCCUCGUUCAAUAUAUCGCGAAGAGAGAGAAGACGAAUCAGUUCUACCUUUUGAAAAUCGUACAAGAAUCCACAGAUCCCAAUGUUAGUGACCAACGUCUUCAAGAUGAACUACGAGGUAAAGCACUGCUGCAUACAGAGUAUUCGCUACUCUCCCUAUUAAAAAAGGAACCAGGAAUAGUAAAGGAACACGGAAUGUUUAGUGAUUUCGCAUAUGAAGACACGGUGACAGCGGACGGAAAAUGCGUAUACACAGGUGUGACAAUAAAGCGACACAUCCUCGUAUUGGACUGCCUUAUGAGUCAUAGUUUCUGUAAGUCCAAUUCAUAUAUUAACCUUGAGGAAUACAUAAAAAGGGUUAAGAAGAUUCCUGAGAACUGCGCCCUAUUCAUGUUUCACGCAAUUGUCAAAAUAAUAGAGCGCAUUCACCAGAAAAAUAUCAUCCACAAAGACCUCAAGACGACAAAUAUUAUCUUAAAUACAACAGCAAAGAAGAUUACAAUUGCCAACUUUUGGUUAGGCCGGUUUAUAUCUAAUGAAGGCGUAAUAGUCCCUGAUCAAUCCGGUACCCCAGCAUAUAUUGCCCCCGAAGUUUUCUUGAAAAAGCCUUACAAAGGAAAACCGUCAGACAUGUGGUCAUUAGGCAUUAUUCUAUAUUUAAUGAUUUAUGGGAAGUUCCCCUUCUUCGAACCUACAAUUAACGAGAUUAUAUCGGGAAAAUUCGACAUACCAGAGAAUGAUGAAGUUUCUCCUGCCACUGUAGAGAUUCUCAAAGGCCUCCUGAACACUGACCCUGAACGGAGAAUGACGGCUGCACAAGUGCGAGCAAAAUUGGAAUCCAUAUUUAUCGUGAGGAGAGCGAGAGCUCUGGAUCAAUACGUACCACAAGGAGACGUGAAUCAGAUCCCAUCUGAAAUCUCGGAAAAUUCCCCCUCAACAUCCAAUUGCCACCAAGUCUUCCCAAAAUUUAAUUCGAACGAAAACCAGCCUUCCAAAGCUCCCCUCACCCUGAAGGCCAAAGAAGUUUUCUACAUCGACCACUUGAUAUCAAAAUAUUCUUGGUGGUUGAAUGUACAAAGAGAGUACAGCAAAGAUAUAUCUAUCAUCGUCACGAGGAAACCAACGGAACUGUAUCCAUUUGUAACUCAGCUGCUUGACACAGGCUCCAGACUUCGGAUAAUCAAAUCAGAGAACAAGCUGAUAAUUGAAGUUGUCGUCGGAGUAUCACCAGAAACCAUAUCGAAAGAGAAGAGGCAACGUGAGGAGUUCAUCAAGGCUGUGGGAUCCUAUUUAGCGACAAACCCGCAAAUUAGGAUAUUUAAGAGGUACAAAGAAUUCGAUGGAGUUUUAACAAUAGCGCUUGCGAAGAGCCUCUAUCGAUGGAUCACUAAAGUAUUUAAGGAUACUGAAGUAGUUCAGAACUUUCUUAUAAAUUCGAAUCGUAGUCUUUUCUCGCGAUUGGUAGAAUUUUUCGAAAGGUGUCAAGUUGGAAUGUCACUCGGGCCAAUAAUAGCAGGAUUUCAACCAGAUAAUGAUAUUAAGCAUCUUUUAAUACUUAUGCUGAAAUCAGUUGGAUACGACGAGAAUUUCUUCAGCGACGAAAAGGCUCAAACAAAAAAUCAUAAUAUUGUAAUUUUUCCCAAACGUAGGCGACGUUAAUUCGUCCAAUUCAAAUAUAAUAAGAUUUUAACGUUCGAUAAAAUUAAAAUGGCGCAAAUUAUAAUUUUUCGAGGAAUUAAACUGUUUUCUUGAGUAAAACCAAAUAAUUAGUUAAUAUUC